AUGGUCGCAUUCUACGGUCUCGAUGCGCGGGGAGCACCCGCUACGCACGCAGAAUUGCUCCUGGCUGACUCUCAAAGACUUGUUACAAGUCACAGGAGAGCGAUGGAAAAGCUGGAAAGAGACCAAGAGCUCGCUGCCAGGAAACGGGCGGCAAAAGUGCCCCCAUCUCUUGCUCUUGAAAGGAAAAGAAUUAAAAGAGAUUUCCAUGAGCCACAUGAAUACACCGACAUUUUGCUGUACGUAAGUCUGCCGACGGAUAUGGCGGCAGGCCUCUUUCUCCAAGGAGUCGACAUUCACUUUUGUCCAUCGGAUACCUUCACCAGGAAGGAGGGAUGCAAAGAUUGUCUUAAGGAUUACAAUCUAUGCGUCAGUGCUGGUGGACAACACAAGUCGUACCGGCGGAUAGCAUGCGAGGCGCUGGCGCUGCGGCGGAUGCUACUGGAUGACGAAAGGUAUGACAAGCACUUGGAGGAAAUGGAACCGUUUCGAACGGACCCUGUUGGAUACUUGCACGCUUUUGUCAAGGAACGGGAACAGCUGCAGACGGCGGUGAAGCGGAAGUACCUGUGGUUCUACGAGCUGACAACAGGAGUCUCCCAGAUCGUUACGCUGCAGUCAAUAAGAGGCGUCGGAAGCUGUAGGCUGUUUAGGGGUUCAGCGGCAGAUGUCUAG
Messenger RNA from Torulaspora globosa, 672 nucleotides. RefSeq lists its product as uncharacterized. The coding region runs from base 1 to 672 and encodes 223 amino acids. Lineage: Eukaryota; Fungi; Ascomycota; Saccharomycetes; Saccharomycetales; Saccharomycetaceae. The record is from RefSeq and is a predicted model, not a curated record. The transcript has a single exon.